Drosophila melanogaster (fruit fly) is the source of this 1249-nucleotide messenger RNA. RefSeq lists its product as uncharacterized. The coding region runs from base 72 to 1193 and encodes 373 amino acids. The record is from RefSeq and is marked reviewed. Gene Ontology annotation, molecular function: RNA binding; GTP binding. NCBI's taxonomy places the organism in Eukaryota, Metazoa, Arthropoda, Insecta, Diptera, Drosophilidae. The transcript is spliced from 2 exons. Gene Ontology annotation, biological process: RNA folding.
UAAGAGGUAUCGAUAUACAAAGCUGUUGUGUAAAUCGUAAUUUAUUUAGCGUAAACAGUGUAAAUAGCAAUAUGCGCUAUAAUCUGUUAGCCAGUUCGUUAAAAUUGCUGAAUAGCACGAAAACCCACAAUUUGUUCUUGGUGAACGUGCGCAGCUUGACCGGCGCCGCCCACACCAACGAUGCAGUGGCUCCGACCACGCGCCCACCGCCCGCAGAAUCGAGGAAUCCCGGAGAGGAGCAACGAUCACUGCACAUCGCGGUAAUUGGAGUGCCCAAUGUGGGAAAGAGCACGUUCAUCAACAACACGGUGAACCACCGAGUGUGUCCCACCUCGGCCAAGGUGCACACCACUCGGCAGUCGAACACGGCCAUUUACACCACCGGCCAGACGCAGUUGGUCUUUUACGAUACGCCGGGCCUGGUCACGCAACAUGAGAUUCGUCGGCACCACCUGGACCAGAACUUUAAGAGUGCCUACCGCCAUGCCAUACAGCAUGCGGACAUCAUCGCCGUGGUGCACGAUGCCUCAAAUGCCUGGACUAGGAAGGAACUGCAUCCCACUGUCUUGGAUACGCUGAAGGCGUAUAGCAACCUGCCCAGUUUCCUGGUGCUGAAUAAGAUAGACGCCCUGAAGUCGAAGCGUUUGCUGUUGGAUCUGAUCAAGACACUCACCAACGACACCUUGACAGUUGGCAAGCGGGAAGUCCAGGCAAAAAGUGCUCUCGCCAAGGAAAUAAGAAUCAACAAGCGGGAGUCUAGCUGGAGCCAUUUUAGCGACGUGUUUCUUGUUUCCGCCUUGACCGGCAAUGGGCUGCAGGAGAUGCAGAACUACCUGGUGGGCCAGGCUAAGCCCAGGGAUUGGAAAUACCCAGCUGACAUUCAUACGGACUCCAGCCCAGAAGCAUUAAUUGUGGAGAGUGUGCGGGCUCGUCUGCUGGACUACUUGCCGCAGGAGAUACCCUACAACCUUAAGUGCGAGAUCGAGUACUACAGUGUGGAAAAAAAUGUUGUCUACACAUCCGUGCAGGUUCAGUGCCCCACCACGCGAAUCGAGCGCCUAAUCUGUGGCGAGGGUAAUGGCAAGCUGCGGCAGAUCACGGAGCGAGUUACAUCAGACCUGGUGGAGAUGUUCGGCCAAGCAGUGUCCCUUACUAUAUCUACAGUUUCCAAGGGCAAGAAGACCGCCGCUUGAGCACUUGUUGAUUACUUGUACUUUAUUUGUAACGUUGCAUAAACCUAAGAGUUCAC